Molecule: messenger RNA, 2340 nt
Organism: Nylanderia fulva
Lineage: Eukaryota; Metazoa; Arthropoda; Insecta; Hymenoptera; Formicidae
Gene: Fatp3
Product: Fatty acid transport protein 3
Biological process (GO): long-chain fatty acid import into cell; long-chain fatty acid metabolic process
Cellular component (GO): plasma membrane; endoplasmic reticulum membrane
Molecular function (GO): long-chain fatty acid transmembrane transporter activity; long-chain fatty acid-CoA ligase activity
Source: RefSeq, a predicted model, not a curated record
GUAGGGCAGCUGGCCGAGUCCCGAUGAUUACUCAUAUGUUGUACGGCUCUCUCUGUACGGUGGACGUGGGGAGACAGAGACUUCGCAGUAUAUGUCGAAGUCGCCUCAGUCCCGUUUCAGUCGUAUCGCGACAUCCGCAUUUAUCAGUUCUCGUGCGGAAUCAACUCGAAACGUUUUCACGACCGGCGUUUGUCAGCGAACGGAGCGACCGACCGGUUGCCGCUGGCGCCAUUUCUGAGUCGUAGUCUGUUAAUUAUCCGAGUUGAAAACGAAGACGACGAAACGUGCGGAAAAUCAUAAUGACAGAAUUCUACCAGGUCGUUAUCACCGUGCUAAGCGUCCUGCUCGGCGGCUUUCUCCUUACCGGAAGUCGUCGACGGAUCAUGUAUAUGCUCUACAAGACUCUACCUAGAGAUAUUCUGGGAGCUUAUCGAUUUCUUCAGGUUAAUAUACUCCUUUGGUGGUGGGAAAAGCGUGAAUAUACCGUCCCGAAAGUUUUCGCAAAAUACGCAGCGGCUAAUCCGAACAAAAUCGCUUUUAUUUUUGAAGACAAAAAAUGGACAUACGAAGAACUGGAUCUCUUCAGCAACCGUAUCGGACGUUACUUUCGCACCAGACCGUUUUCUCACUACGACAGUAUAGCUGUGGUUAUGGAAAAUUGUCCUGAAUACGCCGGUACCUGGCUAGGCCUCACCAAGGCUGGUUUCGUAGCGGCUCUCAUCAAUACCAAUCUCCGUCAUGACAUGCUCGUACAUAGCAUCAAUGCCGCCAAUUGUAAAGCUAUCAUCUUCGGAUCCGAAUUUAAAGAUGCGAUUCGUGACAUUAAGAAUAAAAUACCCAACAUCGAGCUUUACCAAUGGUCGGAGUCGGAGGAUACACCGAUUCUAGAAAAGGCGCUAGAUCUCACAACGGGAAUUCGUAGCAUCGAUUCUGCACCUCUCCUUGUCCAACUUGACUAUGGCAGUCCCCGGGACAAAUUGAUUUACGUCUAUACAUCCGGCACGACGGGAAUGCCAAAGGCUGCCGUCAUUAAUAAUUUGAGAUUCAUGUUAAUAGCAUGUGGCGUACAUUCUAUGCUUCGUCUACGCUCCAAUGAUCGAAUUUAUAACUCUCUACCUCUUUAUCACACUGCAGGUGGAAUAAUUGGAGUAGGUCAAACACUUUUGCGAGGCGUGACCGUCGUGCUUCGUAGACGAUUCAGUGCGUCUAAGUUUUGGUCAGAUUGCAUCCAUUACGAUUGCACUGUAGCGCAAUAUAUUGGAGAGGUCUGUCGAUUCCUUCUUACGGUUCCACCAACUCAAAGUGAUAGAAAGCAUAAAAUACGCUUAAUGUUCGGAAAUGGUUUGAGGCCGCAAAUUUGGGAAUCUUUUGUAAAGAGAUUUGGCAUAAAGCAAAUAGGCGAGUUUUAUGGAGCCACCGAAGGAAACUCAAAUAUCGUAAAUAUUAACAAUAAAACUGGUGCUGUUGGUUUUAUACCAAGAUACCUCGGGCGUUUGUAUCCUGUUGCUUUGUUAAAAAUUGACGAAGAAACAGGAGAGUUAUUGAGGGGAACAGAUGGACUCUGUAUACCAUGUAAACCUGGUGAACCUGGCGUUUUUGUGGGCAAGAUUAAUCCGAAUAAAGUGAUUAACGAUUUCUCUGGUUAUGCGGAUGAAAAGGCUUCAAAGCAGAAAAUUAUAUGCGAUGUCUUCAAGAAGGGCGAUCGCGGUUUUAAUUCUGGAGAUAUUUUAGUCAUGGAUGAACUCGGGUAUUUUUACUUCAAGGACAGGACCGGGGAUACAUUUAGGUGGCGAGGCGAAAAUGUUGCCACUGCGGAAGUAGAGGCCGUCAUCAGUAACGUAAUAGGUUUGAAGGAUGCAACCGUAUAUGGUGUCGAGGUACCCGGAAACGAGGGUAAAACGGGAAUGGUUGCUAUAUACGACGCAAAGAAUUCCGUAAAUCUCAAACAAUUAGGAGAAGAAUUGAAGAAAGUUUUACCAUCCUAUGCUAGACCUCGUUUUGUUCGUAUUUUGGCAGAAUUGCCAAUGACUGGAACAUUCAAAUUGAAAAAGAAGGAUCUCCAACAAGAAGCCUUUGAUAUUAAGAAAGUCAAAGAUCCAUUAUAUUUUCUUAACAACGAUACCUAUGUGAAGCUGACUGAUAAAAUCUACAAUGAUAUCAUCGAAGAAAAAAUUCGAUUAUAAUUGACACGUUUUCCUGCGAAGAUACUUCCUUUUCAAGACAAUUUGGUAUUAUAGAUGGAAAAGUUUAUAAAAGCUUCCCCAGUGUGUUAGUUAGUCAUAGAGUAUUCGAUAAUCACUAAUUGUGUGGACCAAUUAAUUGUCAUGUAUGUCUUCUUUC